Gordionus sp. m RMFG-2023 is the source of this 1706-nucleotide messenger RNA. Its product is annotated as zinc finger BED domain-containing protein 4-like. Gene Ontology annotation, molecular function: protein dimerization activity. NCBI's taxonomy places the organism in Eukaryota, Metazoa, Nematomorpha, Gordioida, Chordodea, Parachordodidae. The transcript is spliced from 3 exons. The record is from RefSeq and is a predicted model, not a curated record. The coding region runs from base 231 to 1706 and encodes 491 amino acids.
UGAAAAAUUCGUUCAAUACAACUAACAUUAGGAAACAUCUGAAGCGUUGCCAUCAAAAGGAAUUCGAAGAGCUGACACAAAAAGAACGAGAAAUAUUAGAAAAAACAAAUCAAAUUUUUAAAAAAAAGAGCCCUGAAAGUCAGCCAACAAUAUCAGCCAUUCUUAAUAAAACUAAUAUUUGGAAACAUUCUGAUCCUAAAUCAAUAAUAAUUUCUAAAUUUAUAGGGGAAAUGAUAGCGUGUGACCACCAGCCGAUUUCUAUCUUGGAGGAUAUAGGCUUUAAAAGGCUUUUACAUCAUUUAUGUCCAAAUUACAAAAUUCCUAAUAGAAAGUAUUUUUCGCAAGGAGUUAUUCCGGAUAUAUAUGAAAAACUCUCCGAAAAAAUUCGUAAAGAAAUUUUGGUUGACGAUUAUUUUUUAUCCUUUACGGUAGAUAUAUGGACUAGAAAUUCAGGUGGCGAUUCUCACAUCUCAUUAACAUGCCACUAUAUAAACCAAAAUUUUCAACAAAUUAAUAAAGUUCUAAAUGUUAAAACAUUUAAUGAGUCGCAUACAGCAAUAAAUAUUGCUCAAAUUUUAGAUGAAAUUAUUAAUUAUUGGGGUAUAAAGAAAAAUAAAAUACACCUAAUCAUUAGAGAUAAUGCACCCAAUAUAACUUUGGCCAUGAAAAAUGGGAAAUUUCAAAGCGUUUCGUGUUUUGCACAUAGUUUGCAAUUGGUUGCACAGGCAGCAAUUUUAUCACAGAGAUCUAUUAUUGACAUGCUUACCCGGGUUAGAAAAAUAGUAGGGCACUUUAAACAUUCUUCUAUUGCACAAAACUGUCUAAAAGAAAUCCAAAUUCGAUUAAGUCUAGCCCAGCACAAAUUAAUCCAGGAUGUGCCCACCCGUUGGGAUUCUACCUAUUAUAUGCUCGAAAGAUUGAUAGAACAAAAAAGGGCGGUACAGCUGUUCAUUGUCUAUAAUCCUAAUUUGGGAAAUCUCUCAUUAUAUGAGUGGGAAUUAGCAGAAAGUGUAAUUGAUGUUCUUGAACCAAUUCAGAGAGUAACAAAAGAAAUAAGUACGGAAUCAUAUUCAAUUAGCAAUGUUAUACCCUUUGUUGAAAUUCUGAAAAGUGAAUUAACAAUUAAUGGGGACACAGAUAGAGGUGUGCAGACUAUGAAGAAUACCACUAAUAAUCAAUUAACAACUCGGUUUUUUGAUAUUUAUGAUGAUGACAAUUAUGUUGUUGAUCCUCGAUAUAAGGAUUUCUUUUUGCCAAAAAACAUAUACAUAGAAAAGCUCAGGACUGCAUGUGAGUCUUUUUUUAAAGGUGAUGAUAAUGUUCAACUUCCAAUUUCUAAUAAAGAUUCGCCAGGUAAUGACAAUGAGAAAAAUGUUCCACAUAACAUUAAAAAAUGCAAAUUUAAUUUAAGGGAUGCUUAUAAAUUGAAAAUCAAAGAAAAACUAGUAAUAAAUGAAAUCGAUAGUAAUGUAAAUGAUGACCUGCCAUACCUAAUAGAAAUCAAGGAAUAUUUAAAAGAAUCUUUAUAUAUAGAAAAAAACUCGAAUAACAUUGAUGAUAUUGAUAUUAUAUCCCCAGUGAAUCCACUUGAAUAUUGGAGAGUUAAUGCUGUAAAAUAUCCAACUUUAUCAACACUUGCACGUAAAUUUUUGGCUCCUCCAGCAACAAGUAUCCCAUCUGAGUCUCAGUACGGCAGGGGAUAUUGA